Styela clava is the source of this 2638-nucleotide messenger RNA. RefSeq names its product deoxynucleotidyltransferase terminal-interacting protein 2-like. Gene Ontology annotation, cellular component: nucleolus. Gene Ontology annotation, biological process: RNA processing. The record is from RefSeq and is a predicted model, not a curated record. Gene Ontology annotation, molecular function: RNA binding. Lineage: Eukaryota; Metazoa; Chordata; Ascidiacea; Stolidobranchia; Styelidae.
AAAAGAAAAAAAAAGAUGUUUUGAAAAAAAUCGGCGCGAAAUGAAAUUCUUGGCAGACACGUUUAGUCAAUAUAAAAUCCUCCUAAUUUUCAACUAAGAAAGUAUAUUCAGUGGUGGGAUUCAAGAGGUUCGCACCAGUUCUACAGAACCGUCUCACGGAAUUGUAUGAGAUCAGUGACCUGGUUAGCUUUACUGGUUACUGUCAAUUUUCUGUUUGUAACAGAACCGGUUGAAAAAUAUGACUUUUGUGAUGGAACCGGCUGACAAUAAUUUGAAUCCCACCACUGGGUUAUCCCGUGCCAAAUAGCGUUUCGUGUGAGACUGAAUGUGUUUUUACAUCACAUUUUUGUUUGGGUAACCAUAUAUAUUAUGUUUAUAUACAACUCUCCAAGCUUAAAAUUGAAUUCUUUUUUAUAUUUUACCUACCGGUAUUUAUUGAACAUUUAACCUCAUGUACAGAAAAGUCGAUCUGAGGAAGUCAAAUGCUGUGUUAAACCUUUUUUUGCUAGGGUACAAUGUGACCAAGUCACUGAAAAACUUUCCAAAUAUAUAGGUAUAACUAGUCUGGAGACAUGGUAAAGAGUUUCAAAUAGGUAUAUGACAACAAUUUUGUAAUCCAGGCAAAGGCUAUAAUAUUCAAGUAUUUCCUAUUUAUUAUAGAUUACAUUGUGAAUAAAAGGUAUAAUCUAAGAGAUACUUUAUAAGGUCCUGAGGUCUAAAAAUAUUUGAUUUUGAACAUGUAGUGUUAUACAUUUCUAGCUGACACCAGAUGGUUUUGGUUGCAAUGAAACAAUGACAUCAUAAUGAUUGAUCUCCUAUCUUGUGUUAAUAUGAUUUUUCUUCAUUGGAAAGAAUUCAAGGUGUAAUGAAAUGUAUUCUUUUUGAGGUACAUAGAAAUAUCCUUAUUGAAAAUGAUGGUUUUUUACCUUGAGUCUUGUUAUGUUAGUUUUUCAGUUUUCGAUUCUUACAGUGUCUUUUAUGAAGGCUGUUUGAUUUUGAUUGAAAUUUCUAAAAUCUACACCCUAAAUUUACAAGGAAAUAUUUUAACCUACCUUUACCAAAAUUCAAAAAUUUUGUUGUUAUAUCUGUGACACAUUGAACUUAUUUGUAUAUUUUGUUACAGUAUUAAAAAUAAUUAGAUUCUAAUUGUUACAUCUAUAUUUUAAAUGAAAAUAUGGUGUCAACACGUUCACAAAAUUCGCCUAGGAAGCCAUCCACCCCUGUGAGGAAAAAGAGACCUAGAAAAAAACUGUCUGACGAAAUCAUCAGCGAUGAAGACAGUGACACAGAACUAAGAGUCCGGGAGGAUCAAAUUCCAUCUGAAAAUCUAGAAACAAUAAAUGAAGAGAACGAAGAGAUUGAAAUGAGCAAAAAUGAUGACGACAUCAAAACAACAGUUAAAUUUAAUGAUUUGAGACAGAAACGGUUGCCACAAGAUGACUUUUCACACACAAUAAAUAAGAUGCCUAUCAAGUUAUUAGAAACAAUUACUGAAGAGACUGCUCAUGAUGAUAGUGGUAGGGUUGGUGCAGAGAUUGGGGCAGAUGAAAUUCAAGUUAAUAUUGAAUCGUCAUCUUCAGAAUCUGUAAAAGUGGAUUCAAAUGAUUCUAGUACAAAAAAGAAGCAUAGAUUUCAUUUUCCCUCCUCUAAAUUAUUGGUACCAGCAAAUAUAACCCCAACGAGCAUAGAUGUUGGCAUGGAAAUGCAAGAUACUUAUAUAGAUGUCAAAUCAGCAAAACAGGGGAAGAAAAAAAUAGAAAGCUUAUUUGCAGAAGUUACUGUUAACAAAAAAGACUCUCAGCUUAAAGAUUCUGUAAUUACUCCAGAUUUUGAAACUAAAUUAGCUAUUCCGUCUGAAAAAUCUUUGCAACAACAACGCAAAGAAAGAAAAGAACAACAAGAAUCAAGUGCUGGGAAAGACUGGUUUAAUAUGAAACCACCUGAAAUGACGAGAGAUGUUAAACGAGACUUGGAAAUAUUGCGAAUGAGAGGUGUCCUGGAUCCUAAAAGAUUUUACAAACAUAAUGACAGACAAACUAUACCACGAUACUUUCAGAUUGGUAAAGUUAUGGAUAGCCCUGCUGAUUUCUAUUCAUCUCGCGUUCCUAAGAAGCAAAGAAAACCAAAUCUUACUGAAGAGCUCCUUGCAGAUGCAGAAUUUCAGCAGUAUCAAAAACGAAAAUACAAUGAAAUUCAAAUGAAGAAGAAAGCUCUUGGUGCUAAGCAUCGUAGGAUGAAACGAGGGAAAUUUUCUAGAAGAAACAAAGAUGACUGAAUUAUGGAAGCUUUGAUCAUAUUUGGAUAAGAAACGGCUAGUUUUCCUCAUAGGAGUCUUUUAGGUAACUCAAUUUUUUCAACUAUUCUGUCUGACAUGAAAUAUAAGUGGAAAGGCAUCAACCCCCAAUCAAUUCAGCAAAGAACAGGUGAGCAGCAGGUCAUUGGAGAUCGCUGAAACUGAAUACUGCUGCAGACAAGUGUUCUAUUCAAAAAAGCUGUUGAUUGUAUAUUGGAAUUGAGUAUACUACAAUGCUGCUCUCUAUCGCCCAAAUUGUACCUCGUCUGCACGUCAGCCAACGCUGAAUUUGUAUAUUUCUCUGCUUCACAAUCUGCAAUAAAUUAAAUUAAUGGAAUGCCUGGG